Solanum stenotomum is the source of this 1907-nucleotide messenger RNA. RefSeq names its product DNA mismatch repair protein MLH3-like. Gene Ontology annotation, molecular function: ATP hydrolysis activity; ATP-dependent DNA damage sensor activity. The record is from RefSeq and is a predicted model, not a curated record. Gene Ontology annotation, cellular component: mismatch repair complex. The coding region runs from base 451 to 984 and encodes 177 amino acids. NCBI's taxonomy places the organism in Eukaryota, Viridiplantae, Streptophyta, Magnoliopsida, Solanales, Solanaceae. Gene Ontology annotation, biological process: mismatch repair. The transcript is spliced from 10 exons.
AUUCUUAAAUAUUUUCAGAAAGAAUGUAUUGGCAUUGCAAAUAUCAAAGAAAAUUCAAGAAAUCUUUUCUUUUUUCAAUAAAUUAGGUUGUUAUUCUCCCAGAGUGUGUGUUAAGGAUGUUCAAGAAUUUGUUUUUACUCUUUUAGGAAGAUGGGUGACAUUUGCAAUGCCAAUAGAUUCUUCAUACGCUACUGGAGGAUACUAGAGUACGCCACACACCACCGGAUUACUGUUAUUAACUGUUUUGGUGACAAUGUCCAAUUCUAACCGUAAACCCCAAAUACAUUUUGCACCUGCUUCUGGAAAAUUGGAGAAGUUGAUACUUCUCCUUCAUCAUGAAUUUCCCUCCGGAAGGUUAAAAGCGCAUAUGAGAGGUAACAUGUGUCUUGGAUCAAGAAGAACGUAUUUUCAAGUCAAAGAUUCUAAAUCUGCAAAACUGUGAAUACUGAUAUGGUGCAGCAAUUUGAAGAUGCUGGCCUUUCUUUCACUGGCAAAGAUGAAAGUGGUCGUCGCAUGGAGGUAUAUGUUUCUAUAGGCAUUGGGACCUGCUAUGUUAAGGUGGAUGACAAUGCUGUACCUUCUUUUGAAGGAUCAUCUGAAGUUGUACUUUCUUUUGAAGCAUCAUCUGAAGUUGUACUUUCUUUUGAAGGAUCUGGUGUUUCACAAGAUGGACUGGUGCUGAUGGGAAAAAGAUUUGCGACAUCAAAAUACUGCUAUUCAGAUGUUAUGCAUGCUUUCCCAGCAAGCUUUGACUUUAAAGGAGAGGCUUUGAGCUCUAUUUCUGACCUUUCUUUGUUGGAAAUUGUUACUAAAACUCAUGGGAUGCCAAAUGGAUAUCGAAAGGUUUUGAAGGAUAGCAAGUGUUUGUACCUUGGAAUUGACAACUGUAGAAAAGAAAAUCUUAAGAAUUAUUUGAUACCACAAGCUAUGCUCUUCUCUAAGGUGGAUUGGGACUCGCAUAAAUGGAUUGAUGUUGGAAAUUGAGGUAAAGCAGAUGAGCUUAUAAGGAAGAAGAAGAGUAGAAGAAGUCAUACAGCUCUUCCAUUUUACGAUAGCAAGAAGAAGUUCUUUGCCUCGAGUGAGUCUUCACGAAAGGCAGCAAGAAAUAAUAAAGACCGUUCAUGAUGAGCCACUCAUGCCAGAAGCUAUCUGGUCAGAGCUUCCAUGGAUGUCAUCCCAUCAAUGUGAUCAAUCUUCCACCCCAAGUACUGGUGACAGUGUAUUCUCUGAUGUAAGGCCAAGUGUGAAAAUGAAACUUGUUAACAUCUGAAUUAGCAAAUUACAAGCUCAAGGGGAGUGCACAAGUACACGCGAUGGGGAGUCAAAAGAAGUCAUUGUUCGUGAUGUAUUUUACAACCAACCAGUUCCAAGGAAGCAAAUGUACUCCAAGUAUUUCUAGUUUUCUCACAAUUCAAACAAAUAAAAAAUAUUGAUUUACUUACUUUACUUCUAAAGCUAUACUCUGUCCUGAAUGAUCGUUUGGUUUGCAUAUAUAAUCUGGAAGCCCAAAGAAGGCCUUGCAUUCUCUGAAGAGUCUCUGCUAAGAAUCGCCCUUGUGCAUCCCAAUGUCUGCUUCAAAAUUGUUGAUAUUGAAAGGUCUGUCUCUGCUAUACCAGCUAAGGAUAUUUCCUAUCUAGUUUCUUAGAUUUCAUUUGCAUGCCGUGAGGAUGACUGCUUUGCACACGUGCUUCUCCUUCCCCAUUGCCGCUAUUGUCCAGUGGAUUUGGGAUUCAUCUGAGUUCCCUUAAUAAAUUGAAUGCAAGCGAUGGUUCAUUCAAGCUCUAAGGAUACAUCUCAGGUCCUGAUAUUUACACAGAGAAGGUAUGCCGGCCCAAAUUGAUGGAUAAGAGAUGUGAUAAGUUUAUCUUUUCUACACUUUUUAAUUUCCCGAAACACCACUGUUUAAU